Molecule: messenger RNA, 330 nt
Organism: Clonostachys rhizophaga
Lineage: Eukaryota; Fungi; Ascomycota; Sordariomycetes; Hypocreales; Bionectriaceae
Source: the annotation of a GenBank genome assembly
AUGAGUUCCGAUCAAAUUUCCGACCUGCAAUCGUUGCUUAAGCACCUCAACAGGGAGGUUGCCACCCUCAACGAGAUUGUACCCAACAACAAGAAAUGCCAUUAUUCUGUGGAGGCCACGGAAACCUGCUUACAAAAAAUGGAUGCUAUCAACAUUGAUCCGGGCCAUGUCCGCGAUCAUGUUGAGGUUAUCAAGCACAGGAUCGAUGCGAUAAUUCCUGAUCUCCAUAAUUUGCGAGUGGCUGCUCAGGGUAAUGCCCGCAAACCCGCAGAGUGUAACGACAGCCACCUCAGAACUUUGGUGGAUCAAUUGAGGUCUACAAGCGCCUAG